GUUACAAUUUCAUUAUAAUGAUUUAAAUGCUGAUGAUAUGUUUCAAAGAAAUUGCUGAUAUGAAGUUCGUAAAGUUCAACGUAUUUUUAAUAAUAAUCGGAACAGGCAGUCUGGGGGACGCACCAAAACAUGAUUACCUGAAAGGAUUCACAAACUAUCUGCAGAAAGAGUCGAAAUUACAUCAGGUAAUGUUUGUCAUUGGCGAUCAUAUGAUGAAUUAUCCAAGUUCAAGAGUAAAUCCUCUCGUUCGAGAAGUUGGCAAGCACUUUCCAACCUUGUGCAUCAGUUUGUCUUCUUUUCGGUAUCAAUUCAUCGAGACAAACUACUCGUCGGCUCUACAAAAUCCCAGAAGAACGACAUUGUUUAUUCUAUUUCUCAGCGGCAACCCAAACGAAACUAGGAUUCAAGAAGUAACUGUAGGUGAACAACUGAAUAGUCUGUCAAUGGGAUAUUCACAUCCGAAAUGUAUGAUCAAUCUAUUUCCACACAACAAUUCUUUAUCAAUAAAAAAGUUGAUUAAAAGGUUAUGGCGGAAUGAAUUUCUCGAUAUUGCUGUAAUGACGCAACCAGACGACAACCAAAGAUUCUUGAUAACCGACAAAUUAAAUCAAUCGAUUUUGCAUCAGAUGAAUUCUUUUUCUGGAACCUAUUUCACUCAGAAAUUAACAGAUGACGUACAAUGGUUCCCGAACAAACUGAGAAACCUGCAUAAGUAUAUGUUAAAAUUUUGCUUCACUACUGAUCAAAAUUCUUUACCAAAAGGAGAAAAUCUGAAAAAAAUCAGAAGAUUUGUUAAUCUUUUAACGACAAACAUGAAUUGUCGUACGAAAACAUUAUUUUUUAAAAUCAAAGAUUUUGGAGCUUAUGGAUCACUUCUGUCUGCAAACAAAAUGGAAAUGGAUUUACAUGCCAGAAACGUUAUCUUAGUCAAUCAGAGUCAUUUAAAAAGUCUUCGAAUGCGUAUUACUAGUAUUGGUAGCUUGAAAGCUGUAAUUCCCAAACAUUCAAGAACAACUAAAACUUUGACAAUGUCCGAGGAAUUAAUUACCAUGAUGUGUGUCACUGUCGGUGCAAUUAUUUUGCUUCGGAUCACAGCUCUCGUGUUAAAAUUGAGAAGGAGAACAUGGCGAACUUUUAACGUCAGUCGAAUUGUACUGGGAAUGUCAACUGACAACGAGCCGGAAGAAUCUCCAGAAAGAAUAAUUUUUGGCGUGCUGAUGAUCUGUUGUAUUGCAUACUCCAGCUACUUUUACUCAGUAAUUCUGGACAUCAAUUGGCGACCACAGGCGGAAAUAACAACACUCAAAGAAUUGCUUGAUUCUGACCUGACACAUAUGACAAGUCAACUGGUAAAAGAGAUGUUGUUGAUUAGUCCUAUCUCUGAGGUUCAGAAAUUAGGAACAAAAUCUACUGUGUAUCCUGAUCAAUGGAGGGAUUUUAACUGCCUGGCUUUCUUGUCUAAGUAUGGAAAUGUGACUUGCAUAAUAAGCGAUUCUCAAGAAGCGGUUAAAGAUUUCGAAUCAAGAACACAAAAAUGGAACAUGAAGGUACUACCGAAAUCUUUAUCAUAUUACUUCCAAACGUUCAUGUCAAGACGUAAUUCACCAUACAUUGAUCAGUUUAACGAAAAAAUUUUGCGAGCCUCAGAAUCAGGCAUACUGUCAAAAUUGAUACACAAUGAUACAAAAAAGCAACUUAAUCAUCCCUCUGGGUCGGAGGAAAUAUCAGGUGAAAAAUUACUUCCACUGGUUUUUCACACUUUGGCUAUUGGAUACACUCUUGCAUUGAUCGCCUUCAUUGUCGAAGUUCAAAGCAUCAUGAGAUGGUCGAAAAUUCGCUCCUUUUGCACAAGUCGAUUGAUCAUGAUUAGGGAUAUAUUUCGUUGAAUAAAGAUAAUUUCGUUUUUUAAAGAAUUUUAUUGAAAUUUUUGUAAAUAAUCUAUUCAGUGUAAUAAAAAAAAUUAAUUUAACUUCUUUCCACUCAACUAUAUACAUAAUGGUAGUUGAAUUUUUCGAAUAAAUUUUUUUCAGUGUGUAUAGAAUUUUUUUAUAGAAAUUAGGAAUGAGGUUAAAAUUGUGUCUGAAAAUCAAGGAUAAAU
Molecule: messenger RNA, 2098 nt
Organism: Leptopilina heterotoma
Lineage: Eukaryota; Metazoa; Arthropoda; Insecta; Hymenoptera; Figitidae
Exons: 2
Coding region: 27-1886 (619 amino acids)
Source: RefSeq, a predicted model, not a curated record